AUGGCAGGGCAUGGCUGUCUGGGGCUGGGGCUGUUCUGCUGGGUCCUGCUUGCUGUUCCUGUGGGCCCCCAGCCUGCCUCCUCCGUCCCAGGUGCCCCUCUCACCACUCUGACCCCACCACCUCAGAGUGAGGACUCUAUGCUCUCUCUCAACUUGGGACUUAACUUCAAAUUCCAUCUUCGGCGACCUGCUGCUGUCUGGGGGAGCCCUGUCACAGAGACCCAGCCUCUCUCUCUUGCGCCAGGCCAGAAGCCAGGGGGAGAGGUGGUCAGUGGGCUGAGGGCUGACCCCUUUUGGGAACUGCUGGUGGGCUCCCCUGGGAACUCUCCCCCAGAGUGGGGCUCUGCUGAAGGCAGCUCUAUGCCCUGGGCGUCCUCCCUGCCUCCAGAGUCCACAUCCCCCCUCUCUGGGCCCACUGAUGGGCCCACUGCUCCCUAUCGGCCAAGGAUGGGCGCUGUGACCUGGGACACUGCUCUGAUGGCUACAGCACCUCCAUCCAGUGCUCCCAGGCCCCACCAGAGCGAGCUGGAGCUGAAGUUUGACAUGGCACUGAGAGCAGGAGCAGCCCCGACACUUGGGCAUCGGACACUGCCCCUGCUGCCCAGCCUGCGGGCCAGCCUGGCAGAGAUUGCUGGGCGCCUGGGACCCUUUGCAUUCUUUGGCACUACUCUGUCCCCACUCCGGAACUUCUCAGGCCUGAGUCCCCCAGGUGAAACUCCAUCCCCAAGCUCUGCCUCUGGAGUUUCAGGUUCUCCAGGGUUCUUUGGCACCACUCUGUCCCCACCCCCAAACCCCCUGGAGAGGAAGCUCUCCAGCCCAAGCCUGCUGGACCCAGCUGCUUCCCCAAGCUCUGCCUUGAUUGUAACAACAUCACUAGACCCCACCAUCCCCACCUCUGGCUCAGAUGACCCCUCUCCUGCCAGCCUUGGGAACCCUUCGGUGCAGCCAGAGUGUGGGCCCGAGUCCUGCAGCGUGGGAGGAUUGCCUGAACCUGAGGGACGGCCUCCUGCGGCCCCACUGCCCCUCUUCUUCCUGACCCUGGAGGCCGACUGGGAAGAGGCCAAGGCUCGCUGGGGGGUAGCCUGGGAGGCUCAUGUGUAUGGGGUAGGCGCGCUCUUCGGCCUGGUGGCCCUGUUGGCGCUGCUGGCCCUGGCCCUCUUGCCCUGGCGCUGCCCGCCCGGCGCCCCCUGUCUGGCGCUGCUGGACCUGCUGCUGCUCUCGGCUGGGACCACGCGGGCCUUCCCACUCUUCUACGACGCCUACGGGCACAGGGAGCGACUGCCCGCGCUCGCCUGGCUGCUGCUGCAGGACCUUCCGCUGCCCUGCCUGGCCGCCGGCCUGGGGCUGGCUUGCCUGCUGCUGGCCCGGCCGCGCCCGCCGCGGUGCCCCGCCGGCCUGGCCGCGCUGCUGCUCCUGGGGCUGGGGCUGGCGGCCGCCGCCGCCCUCGGCAGCGCCGCGCACCGCCCGCUGCGGCCUCUGCGGCUGGCCUCGCGCGGGCUGCACGCCUUCCUCGCCGCCCUUCUUUCGGGGCUCCUGCUGGCGCUCUCCUGCUGGGGGGGCCGGCGGCGGAGGGCCGGAGCGCCCCUGGGAGGGUCUGGCUUCAAGGGCGCCACCCCUCUGCCACAGGCGCGCAGCCCCUUCGCCCCGCGUGAGUCCUGGCGGCGCGCGGCGCGCACAGCCCCGGUGGCGGGCACUUUCGGGCUGCUGAGCGGAGCCCUGCAGGGCUACGAGGUGCUGCACGCCCUGGGCUAUGGUGGCCAACCUGGCCUAGAAGGGCCCUGGCCCUGGUGGGCGUUCCAGCUAGGCCUGCGCCUGGGCGAGGUGGGCGUCGCGCUCCCGCUGGCGCUGCUGGGCCUCUACCCCGCGCUCUGCAGUCCCCGCGUACCGCCGCGCUGCUGGGCCAAGCUCUUCCGCUUGUCCCCGGGUCACGCGGCCCCGCUGCUGCCCGGAGGCUGGGUCGCCGGGGCCGCAAACAAGGAAACCCUGCCUAGUGCCAUCGUGCGUGGCGACGCAGAGCUGUUGCAGCUGUGCGCCCUGGCAGGGCCAGGCCCGGACCUUCUACUCCAGGGCUGCAGGGGCUUCGAAAGCGCCUCGGCCAACCCGGCCCCUUCUCCGGCCUCCUCCCCCUGCAGCGAUUACACCGUGGACUUCCGCCCGCCCUCUCCAAUCAACCUGCGUCGCAGCAUCGAGGAGGCCCUCUGCAGCGAGUCCCUGCUGGCGCCCGGCCUCUUCCAGGGCCCUGCCUUCGAGGACUCCCUGCCUGGGCUUGGCCUCUACCGCACUGCCUCGCUGGGGACGAAGACCGGGCCCGGGCCCAGUGAGAGGUUGGAGGAGGCCCCUGGCUCCCCUGCGCCCCUGGAGCUCCCCUCCCCAGGGGCUUGGCCCGCAGGCAGCAGUGCCUCCUCCGGAUCACUGUGCGGACUCUCGAGGGACAGCUCGUCCAUGCUGCUAUGCUCCAGCCCCGAUAGGCCCCCGCGCUGCCCUCUGGUCUGCGUCCUCAGUCCCCCUCGGCCCUCAGGAAGCAGCCCCAGCCUCCCGGCCUCAGGAUCCUACCAGGCCCUGUCCCCACCCUCCCGCGACUCCCCAGAGCCUGCUCCUGAGCUGCAGGCCGAAGAGGCCUUGCUGCAGGAGCAAUUUCUGGACGCCUGCCGACAGAUCGACGAGCUGAGUGUGGGCAGCGACACCAUAGACCUGUGAAGAGGCAGCCAACUUGCUGCCACGGGCCAUGUGCCCCUUUCUGGCGCCUGUUCUGCCCCAGACCUGCACACUGUAACUGUUCCCCAAUCCUGCCUGGCUCAGAUACCUCUCCCCAUUCCUUCCCCA
Propithecus coquereli (Coquerel's sifaka) is the source of this 2823-nucleotide messenger RNA. It is a transcript of the gene PRRT4, whose product is annotated as proline-rich transmembrane protein 4. The transcript has 4 exons. The coding region runs from base 1 to 2697 and encodes 898 amino acids. NCBI's taxonomy places the organism in Eukaryota, Metazoa, Chordata, Mammalia, Primates, Indriidae. The record is from RefSeq and is a predicted model, not a curated record.